Messenger RNA from Benincasa hispida (wax gourd), 1396 nucleotides. Lineage: Eukaryota; Viridiplantae; Streptophyta; Magnoliopsida; Cucurbitales; Cucurbitaceae. The record is from RefSeq and is a predicted model, not a curated record.
UUUGCUCUUUCAGAUCAAAUGUUAUGCUAUUCAAUAAUUUGAUGAUUAAAUUCUAAAACAAGUAUGUAAUCAUCUUUUUAAAUAUAAUAAAAUGAAUCAAAAUAUUUACAAUAUCACUGUCUAUCAAUGAUAGAUACUAAUAGACACCGAUAGGCCAAUGAUAGAUACUGAUAGACACCGAUAAGCCACUAUCAUCUAAGUAUCUGUAGACUAUGACAUUUUACUAUAACCUUGUAGAUAUUUUUAGUAGUUUUGUCAUUUAAAACAAUUUUCUCAAAAAAAAAAUCUAAUAAUAUCAAAAUUUGAUUUUUAAAGUUUUGAAAAUGUAAAUCCAAACAUGAAACAUGAAAGUUGAGGUUGAAGAAAAAAAAACUGUGAUUAGAAUGUAAUAUUCAGCCCAGAAGAAGGGUAGUAGAGUAAUUUCGCAAAUUUCAAAACCAAUAACUCAAGCGGGCGGGCUUGUGGAUCUUACCACUAACCGUCAAAACCGCUACUCAUGUAAAGUGGGAAGAGGCAAAUUCCAAUGUUCGCUAGCGCACAGAAAGAGAAACUCAUCAACUAUUUGACUUCCAAAGUAACUAAGAAAUGAAACACAAUAACAUCUCAUCCACUCAUCCAAAAUCUAAUGGCCAACCUUCUCAGACUUUCAUGGAGCCAACCACAGAUAAGCAGAAGCAAAAAUAAAAGAAAGUUUCUUAUUUGACGCCUGUUGAAGAAGAAAGUAAAAACAGAGUUGCAGAAAAAAGAGGGACCGUGUUUGAAAAUGGAAAGACAAAGAGGAAUUGUCAUGAAGAAAGGGCCAUGGACGGCUGAAGAAGAUGAGAUUCUGAUUAACUAUGUCAAUAAGUUCGGUCCAAGAGACUGGAGCUCCCUUCGAUCCAAAGGACUUCUUCCCAGGACCGGAAAAUCGUGCCGCCUCCGUUGGGUUAAUAGACUUCAACCUAAUUUGAAGACAGGAUGCAAGUUUACAGCAGAUGAAGAGAGGGUAGUGAUUGAAUUACAGGCACAAUUCGGGAACAAAUGGGCGAAAAUUGCAACGUAUUUGGAGGGAAGGACAGAUAAUGAUGUGAAGAAUUUCUGGAGUACAAGAAGGAAGAGAUUGGAAAGGAUUUUGCAAACCCCACCACAGAAAUCUCAGAAAAACAAACGGAGUUUGGAACCUCAAAGACUCCAUGAAUUUCCUGCUUUAGAGGUAAAUAAAACAGUUUUCUAUUCAAUGGAACAUAAUUGCUUUCUUAAGUUAAUAGUUACCAAUUUACAACUCAAUCCUGUAGAUGUCCAACCUUGGUCUGUAAUGAAGAUUGGACUGUCACUUUUGGUAAUGUUUGGUAGUAUGGAUGAUGUAUUUGCAGGUUCCUAGCUCCAGCUCGUCUCGGCAGGAUGAACAAUCAUCAAC